Paramecium tetraurelia is the source of this 2410-nucleotide messenger RNA. RefSeq lists its product as uncharacterized. The annotation marks the transcript as partial. Lineage: Eukaryota; Ciliophora; Oligohymenophorea; Peniculida; Parameciidae. The transcript has a single exon. The record is from RefSeq and is a predicted model, not a curated record.
AUGAAUCAUAGUAAUGACUAAGCUGUCAUCUAACUAAAUUAUCUCUAAAGUACUUAAUUAAGUAAAAUGGACAGAGCAAUAUUAGAAUCUAAUUUCAAAGAAUGGGAAAUAUUUUUAUUGCUAAAAGAUUUUUUCAUAAAUGAACAAUAUCAAAAUAUCCCUUUUACAUUUGGAUCAUAUUUAAAAACAAAAUUAGAAAUUGAAGGAAAAGAACUCUAACAAAAUGAAACUAUAUUGGCAAUUCAUAAUAUUUAAAGGUUUUUAGGUUUUCUGAUUUCCAAUAAGUUAUUAAAUUUAACUAAAUAAAAUGAUGAAAACUUGGAAGAAGUCAUAAAAAUUUCUAGAAAUUUUACUAAAGGAAAGUAAUAUAAUGAAAGCACAACAUUAAAAAUUUCUCUUCAAUAAAUAAAAAAAAUUAUACAAAAAUUAAAGGACUAUUUCUAUAACAUUUAGGAUGUUAUUAAAAUUAUGAGGCUUAAUUAGAGCAAUUAGAAAAAGAGCAAUGAAAAACACAAUUUUGAGAAACUUGAUAAAUUUUAAAGAGUAGAAGAGAUCUUAAAAUUAUAUGUCAUUUAAGAUUAAAGAAAUUAAUCACAAAAUCAAAAUGUAAUUGACGACAACGAUAUAAUUUAGGAGUAAAGUAAAUCAAUUUUGGAAGAACUCAAAAAUAUUGAUUUUAAAGAAUACAAAUUUUCAUUUCUUGAUUUACCAAUAACCCCUCAAAAUCGAAGCAAAAUUCGAAGAAAAGCUGAAAAGUUGAUUGGCAUUUAUCAGAAAGAAAUUUAAAGGCUAGAAACAGAUUUAAUUCAAAAUAACUUAUUACAAUAUUUUUAGAAUUUAGUCAAUAAUUUAUAUUUAUUUUAUGAAAGCAAGUGCAAUGAACUUUAAGAAAAAUGUUCUUAUAUAAAUUUACAUCUUAAGGAGAUCAUGAUCAUUAUGUAUUAAAUUGAGACAGUUCCAAAAAUUUUGAGUCUUAAAACAAUUAAAUAAUCCUUUGCCAAUAUGCAUUUACUUAAAUGUCUCGAAAACUUAAGGUACAACAAUCUGAAGCUAAAAUUAAAAUUGAUUGAUUCAAAGAGGUCUUUUUCAUUUAUAUUUGAAAAAGCAAAACCAGAAGAAUUGGGAAGGCUGUCAGAAGAUAUAAAUCUUGAUGAGUUUCUACUAAAUGUUGUCAAAGAUUUUCCAUAAAGAAUUAUGAGAGAAAACACUAAUUUUACCUCAUUAAUACAUAGUGAAUUACAAAAUAUUGAAAUCACAAGAGAAGACUUUGAACACAGGUUAUCGAAAUAAAAAGGAAUAUUAACAUAUGUCAUGUUUCAAUAAUGUGUAAAUGAAAAACUGAUUGAAUAAGAAAGAAAAGACUUAGAGUUAAUAGAGAAGGAAUUUGAAGAAUUCUUUUUCAAAGAAACUCCUUCCGAAUUGUUAAUGGAAACAAUUUGGAAAAUUGUUGAAGAUCUAAAAGUUGAGGAAUCAUUAAAAACAGUGAUGGAUGAUAAAUUUAAUUUCUAAGAAUUGAGAUUGGAAAAAGAAAAAUAUGUUAAUUUUUUGUCUCAAUUAAGAAAACUUGAAGUUAUAACUAAAGGUUAACCGAUUGGAAAUUGGAAUUUAUUAAUCACACAAACAGAAGCAGUGAUCAAAACAAUGGAAACUUUUGGUUAAACAGACAAGCAAAUUGUCAAAAUGUUAAUUAAUGAAGAACUAGUGAAUUUAAAAACCAUAUUAAGCGAUCCCAAAAUAACUUAGAAGGAAUAGCAAAUAUCGAUAAUUCAAGAACAAAUAAGACAGGUUGCCAAUGAAAAAAGUAAUGAUACUGAAUAAAUUGAGUUGAAUUUGUAAAUUGAAAGAUAAAGUGGAAAUAGAGAAAUAGGUAGAGUUAAUUAAUUGAGUAAGAAAUUUAAAUUUUGCAGUAACGAUAACUAUAGAACUAAUUUAACGUUCAUGAUUAAGGUAGUAAAGUUAAAAAAAUUAAAACUUCAAUAUGAGAUGGAGCUAUUAUAAAAAUUAUUUGCAGAAGUUGUUCUUUUGUCUGAAAAGCUUGAUUAAAUUUAAAAGUAUGAAAUAGAAACUUAAACUAAAUUCUAAGAAAGACUUUAAUGUUAUAUUUUAGAAUUUAUAAAGAAAUUUGAGUUAUAAUAAUUGACAGAAGAUAAUUUAUAUUAAAAGGAGGAUGAAAAUUUUCAUUUGUACUUGGUAGGAAUAGAAACUAAGCUAAUUAAAAGAGUAGAUGAUACAGGGAUUAAUUAAGCUAAUAUAAAUAUUCCUGAUUUUCUAAAUUGCUUAUAGUUGUAUAUAAAGGAACAAUUAGUCAAAUAAAGGUGUUUUUCUAACAUUUAAAUUGGAUAAGAAUUUUUAAUUCAAUAAAUAAAAAAAAUAUAUUUAGAGGAUAUCAAAGAAGAAGACGAAGAAUCAA